This is a messenger RNA of Oppiella nova, 2121 nucleotides long. Lineage: Eukaryota; Metazoa; Arthropoda; Arachnida; Sarcoptiformes; Oppiidae. The record is from the annotation of a GenBank genome assembly.
AUUUGAAGGCAAACAGACUUUCGGCGAAAAAUUAAUCACAAAAACAAUCGUCUGUUUUGACACUCGAAGACAACUGAUCCCAAGACGUGAAGUGUCGCCCCAUUUGGCGCCGACACACCCCCGACCCGGAGGAACAGCUGCCAAAUGAUGUCAUUGAAGCACAAGAGGGCGCGCAUCGACACCACGGACACCGUCGGCCACAAUAAUGGGUCCAACGGUUCCCUAUCGGUGGUCGACCACAAAGACAAACUCCUGCUCCACAUCCAUGAGCUAUACCUUCGCAAAGACUAUUCGGACGUGAAGUUCGAGUUCGGGCCGGACGUCAUCUACGGCCAUAAGCUGGUGCUGUCCAUCAACAGCAAGUGGCGACACCUGAUCCACGACGAGUCGACAGUAGACAUGGAGGACACGCCACUGACGGCCUUCAAAGAGCUGUUGAGAUACCUAUACACCGGGCGUCUGGACCUCGAGAGCUAUGAGCCGGAGAUGUUGGCGGAGAUCCGACAACUGGCCGAACGGUUCGAUAUGCGGGACUUGAGUCGACCCAUUCAGGACAUGGAGGACAUCAAAGUGAAUGCCGACAACUGUGUCCAACUGUACGCCGACGCCGCCAUCGACUCCCAGACGGGACAGUCGUGUUUGGCGUACAUCGCGCACAACCUCCAGGAGUUGCUAUAUUUGGAUGAGUUCUUCGAUCUGGACGUCGACCACAUGUUCGCUAUCUUCUCGCGACACGAUCUCAACGUCAACGAGCAGACAGUCUUCGAGGCCGUCAAGAAGUACAUCACCGGCGACGGAAAGGGAGAUAAGCGGCGGCUGUUGAGCGCCGUUCGCUUUUCGCUGCUGCCAUUCGAGUACAUCUGGACGACUGUCCGCAAGUUCUGCGACGAGUCGUGGCUCAUAACUGUGGAGGAGUUGUCGGCGAUAUCGGCGGCGAAGGCGAAGCUAACGGAGCACAAGCCGGACAUCAGAGAGCGCGCCCACUGUCUUCCCGAUGCCGUCGAUGUGGUGGCGCUCAGAGCCAAACAGCCGCUCUCGACACGCGUUCUGAAGGGCAAAGUGGGCGACACCGGCGAUGAGGCCAAUGCCGUGGAACUGGACUUAGGGCUCCUGUACCUCAUCAACGGCUUGGGACUCAUGCUGUCGUCGGCUUCCAAAGUGCGCUACGCCUUCAAACUGGAGACCUCUGUGGACAGGAAGGACUGGCAGCUGUUGUACGACUUCACCAAAUACCACACGAGUAAUAAACUAGAUCUCAAUUUCGACCCACAAGUGGUCCGGUAUAUACGGCUGUCCAAUGCGAUCAGUUACCCGGAUUGGGCCGAAAAGCGCAAGGAGUCGAAGCCGGUGCGCAAAAUCCAGAACAUAGUGGCCGUGUAUGAGGAGCCCCAGGGUAUAGUGCGGCUCCGGGACCACCUGUUGGCCUCGAAAUACUUGUACAAAGACCUGGCCUGUGAUUUCACGUACAAGUCGUGGCAUAAAAAAGACAACAAAUACUUCUAUGUGUGCGCUCUGAACGACCCCAUAGUCUGCAUACUGUCCCAACCCGUGUGGAUGGAGGCGAUCAGUCUGUACUUACCUGAGGACGAGGUGGACCGGGAGUACAACUUCACGGUUGAGGUCACGAGUGAGCCAUUAGUCGAGUUUAAGGCGAACGGAGGCAGAGGUGAUAAGACGGCGUCGAAGGGCUGGCUAAUGGUCGGCGACUUUAGGGAUGAGUCGCGUAGGGGUGAUGUGGAGGUGACCUUUGAGGCCACGAUUGUCAACGCAUUCCGUGUGACCGGCACUCGCAUUGUGAACCCCAAGGGAAAGGAAAAGGACUUUGCGGUCGAAAUCCCCCUUGAGGGGCCGGACGGAGCCGUUCUCGUCGGGUAUAAUGAAGCCACUGGUGUCGGGCUCAUCGGUAAUGCCGGCCCAGAAGUAGGCGUCCGGUGCCGACCCGUCGUAGUUGAGGUUUUUGAUGCGAAUCGUACGCAACUGGGGGUCCGACAGGUCGGCAAACACCUGACCGGUCAGCCCGUGGGCAUAGGUCGGGAACUCACCCAACAGUUGGUGGCUGUUGUCGACCACCACUUGACCGGUGAUGGAGUGUAUGAUAUAUAUGACCAAAAUCAGCACUAA